GAUAUUCUACGCUGCUGCGUGAGAGUAGUCGCUGUUUCUGCUGAUAUUAAUGCCCAUCAGGAAACGUUUGAUACAUUUAAAGGAGCGAUUCACGCAAAAAGAAGACAAUGGUGCUGGUGAUGAUGAUGGGAAAAUGCCAUUCCUGGGAAAGCUCUUCGACAAAAAGCGCAAGCGGAAGCCAGCAACUCCUAGUGCCGAAGAGGCUAUCAACAAUCUUCGUGAUAUCGAAGCUAUUCUUAUGAAAAAACAAGAAUAUUAUGAGCAAAAAAUAGCAGACGAGGUUGCAACAGCGAAGAAGCACGGGACAAAAAAUCAAAAACUUGCCUUAGCGGCUUUAAAGCGGAAAAAGCAUCACGAAACUGAAUUGUCACGAAUUGACGGGGUACUGAUAAAAAUUGAAGCACAGCGAGCUGCUUUGGAAGAUGCUGGCCUCAAUAUGGAAGUACUUGGUGUGCUUGAUCACACAACUAAUGCUCUGAGACUUGCUAACCAAGAUAUGGACAUCGACAAGGUUGGUGAACUUAUGGAUAGCAUAGCCGAAGACCUUCAACUAUCGGACGAGUUUGCAUCGGCUAUCAGUCAACCAAUAGGCGAUGUCGCAGACGAGGAUGAAUUACUAAAGGAGUUGGAAGAACUCGAAAAGGCCUCGAUCGCCGAUAUCCCGGUUGAAUUACCCGAAGCUCCUAGUGGUCCGAUUACUCGAGCGCGCGCGAGUCGCGACAAGCUGCGUCGAAUGGACACGGAGAUGGAGGAGCUGCAAAAAUGGGCUGCGGCUAACUAGACGCAUUCAGCCGCAAUCACGCGAUGCUUGUUAUUGGUGCAUAUUAUUUGGACAUGUCACUUUGUUAAGCUGUUUAUGUGUUGAUUGCUGAUUUAUGUAGUUUGCCUUCGUAGCCGAUGCUAGCAGCUUUAUGCAAUUUUAAAAUUUUUUGGAUAAACAUAUUUUUA
Messenger RNA from Cylicocyclus nassatus, 948 nucleotides. Lineage: Eukaryota; Metazoa; Nematoda; Chromadorea; Rhabditida; Strongylidae. The record is from the annotation of a GenBank genome assembly.